CAUACGCAUGUAGAUCACGCAGAUCCUCCACAUAAUUCCUUUUCGUAACGAAAUUGCUUAUUUGUCUAGGAAACUCACAUUUCUACCUUUGGCACCACCAGAAAACAUCAUAUUUGAGAAGCGACUGUGAGUAUCAUAACGUUGGUCUUAUUUAUGAGUGUUGUUCAACAAUCUGAGACGCCUUUGUCCUACUCCGAUCUUGCUUUUCGUGCUAGCAAUUUCUCCUUCAAUGCGAACCUCCCAUUGAAAAAUUGGCUAAGAACCUCACAGACUAUCUUAAAACAGGCUCAUGUCUACGUACUAGAAAAAGAUUAUUCCAACGGAAUAUUCCUCUUGAUACGCUAUAGUGAACUAUUUCUAAAAUGUCAACAACAUCCUGAGUCCCAAGGGUACCGAAAACAGCUGUUCGAAUACUUUCAGAUUGUUAAGAAUGAUGUCUUACAAGAAAUUGAGCUUUUGAAACCUUUGGUAGAAAAACAAUAUGAAGAACAUAAAAAGAGGCAGGCGUCAGUUAAAACCAAACAAAUGAGACCAUCACCUCAAUUAGAACGACAACCAUCGCCGAUUUCUGAACCACAGUUAGAACAGUUGGCGCUCUCUGAGCUACAAAUUCUUCCACGAGAUGCAUCCAAUGAAUUACUAUCUAGUGUUUCAUCUUCUUCCUCCAGACCAAUUUUUGAUUAUUCUUCUCUUCAAUCAUCUUUGGAUUCUACUUAUUCCGCUCCAGUACCCGAUUCUCAACCUUUGAUUAGUCCUUCCAAACCGUUGAAUCAUACUUCUAUUCCUCAAUCCCUAACUCCUGAAAUAUCUUUGGGUAACCAAAAGGCCCACAUAACUCAAGCUUCAGAUCCCAAAAAGCCUCAGGGAUCUUUCAAAAUUCGUGCUUAUACGGAAGGAGGGAAGCCCUUGCGAACAGUUUAUCUGCCGAAGUCUCUAAAAUCAAAGUUCCUUCGAAUUGCUGAACCGAAUACCAAAAAGCGAUUAGAAACAUGUGGUAUUUUAUGUGGAAAGCUGAGGCAGAAUGCAUUUUUUAUUACACAGCUCGUCAUUCCUUCUCAGGAAGCUACAACAGAUACAUGUGGUACGACGGACGAAACAGCAUUAUUUGAUUAUCAGGAUAAACACGACCUUCUUACGUUAGGUUGGAUCCAUACGCAUCCUACGCAGACAUGCUUCAUGAGUAGUGUUGAUUUACAUACCCAUUGCUCUUACCAGUUGAUGCUCCCUGAAGCUAUCGCCAUUGUUAUGUCUCCUUCCAAGACGCCAGAUUCCGGUAUUUUCCGUUUACUUGAUCCAAAGGGACUUGAAAAGGUCGUACACUGUCGAACACCGGGUUUAUUUCACAUGCACGAAGGACAAGUUUACACAAAAAUAAACCAAAACGGGCAUAUCAGAGAAAUUGAUUCCAGCGUGGAAACAGUGGACCUUCGUUAGAAUUGAAAAGCCAAUGCUUAUUUUAUCUUCUUUCUUUCUUUGUAUUCUUUCCUUUUGUUAUGGUAUGAGUUUUCUCAAAUUGCUUUUCGUCUAUGUUUCUUCUAAUAUAAUAUUUAAUUCUCAUGUCACACAUUAAAUCCCCAUAUUGUAUACAAAUUCUU
Schizosaccharomyces octosporus yFS286 is the source of this 1595-nucleotide messenger RNA. RefSeq names its product AMSH protein. Gene Ontology annotation, molecular function: K63-linked deubiquitinase activity; metal-dependent deubiquitinase activity; protein binding. The record is from RefSeq and is a predicted model, not a curated record. The transcript has 4 exons. Gene Ontology annotation, biological process: protein K63-linked deubiquitination. The coding region runs from base 154 to 1434 and encodes 426 amino acids. Lineage: Eukaryota; Fungi; Ascomycota; Schizosaccharomycetes; Schizosaccharomycetales; Schizosaccharomycetaceae. Gene Ontology annotation, cellular component: membrane; endosome.